AUGGAUCUCGCAGUCCUCAUAACCAAUGACAGUCUGGUGCGAAGAUACAGACUGGAGGAGAGGAACCACAGGAGAACGUUGACGUGUGCUUCGCGUGGUUUUCCGGGAACCAGUGCUGUGCCUGUGUGUCUGUGUGAACGAGGGAUAGAUGGCCACCAGACGCCAGCGAAGUCUCCUGCCGGCAGGGGGAAUGUCAAUGUCGUCGAUGGGAUCAGGGACUGCCAGGACUGGGCCUGA
This is a messenger RNA of Colletotrichum tamarilloi, 237 nucleotides long. RefSeq lists its product as uncharacterized. The coding region runs from base 1 to 237 and encodes 78 amino acids. The record is from RefSeq and is a predicted model, not a curated record. NCBI's taxonomy places the organism in Eukaryota, Fungi, Ascomycota, Sordariomycetes, Glomerellales, Glomerellaceae. The transcript has a single exon.